AUGGGUGAAGAUUUGGCUAGUCUUGUCACGUCUGGUAACAAGGUUGACCAAGACAUGGAAAUAGAUAUAACUGCAGCAGCAGAAAAGCUUGCUGAAUGCCAGGAGACGAUUUUUCUUCUCGGCAAACAAUUGCAAGCAAUGCGUAAUCCUUCAGAACCACUGAACGUUUCUCCAAACUUCAGACUACGACGGGAUGAUCUUUCCAUAGAUGAAGCAGAAGCAGGUAACUUGAACUCUCCAGGUAUCUCUCGCCCUCGGCUUUCUUUUCAAGGAGAGAAAACAACAGAAACAGGAGGGGAAUCCCCAUUAUAUGGAUAUAAUUCCCAUAUGAGCCCAUCUGAUUCUGAAUCAAGCCCCUUCAGUAAAUCACCUAUUAGUACAAAUUACCAAAAACAAAAUAUUCACAGGUCAUCUUCUUCCUCUUCUUCAUCUAAUUCUAUGUCCGAGAAACAGGGACAUGGAUUUACCAGAUUUUUUUCCAAAGGGAAGACUGAUAAGUGAUGCGUACAUGAAAUAUUUAGGUAACAACACAAUGCUUAUACCGGCAUUUCUAAAUCAAAAUCUUCUGCAAUAUAAAUUACAUUUGAGCUGCAGAGUAUAAAGUGUGUGUUUUUAUUUUGUAGUAGGCCACUUUGUCGCUGGUUACUGUACAGUUUACAAGGCUUUUCUUGUCCAUUAUUAAGAUUUUUUUGUCCGUAUUGCAAGAUUGUUCAUUCAUUUAAAACUA
This is a messenger RNA of Dendrobium catenatum, 727 nucleotides long. RefSeq names its product filament-like plant protein 6. The transcript is spliced from 2 exons. The record is from RefSeq and is a predicted model, not a curated record. Bases 1 to 501 code for a protein of 166 amino acids. Lineage: Eukaryota; Viridiplantae; Streptophyta; Magnoliopsida; Asparagales; Orchidaceae.